This is a messenger RNA of Populus euphratica (Euphrates poplar), 1512 nucleotides long. Its product is annotated as DNA-repair protein XRCC1-like. Lineage: Eukaryota; Viridiplantae; Streptophyta; Magnoliopsida; Malpighiales; Salicaceae. The transcript is spliced from 7 exons. The record is from RefSeq and is a predicted model, not a curated record. Gene Ontology annotation, molecular function: damaged DNA binding. Bases 262 to 1341 code for a protein of 359 amino acids. Gene Ontology annotation, biological process: double-strand break repair via nonhomologous end joining; base-excision repair; single strand break repair.
CUUUUUUUUGUCUUUAACUCUCCAAAAUCACUAGUUUUGUUUUCUUUAUCUGUCCAUUAGUUGCCAAGGAGAUUUAAUUACUGGAGUUUGUGAUUUGGUUGUGCUUAUUUUUGUCCAAAUUGAGCAUGCAAGUACAUGUUUACAAUACCAGUUAGAUUCUGAUUUUGAUAGCAAAAAACAUAUAUACAUGCUUCGGAGAAAUUGAAGAUUUUUGUGCAGCGGAAGGAGACGGGAGAGAUCAUUAUUAUUUUAAUUUGAAUCAUGUCGGAUUCAAAGAGAAGUGGUGAAGGGGGUAGUAGUAAAAAGCGAAAUCUUCCUUCAUGGAUGAGUUCUAAAGACAAUGAGAAUAAAUCUCAUGGGAAGAAGGCAGCAGCAACUUCUGCUGAAGAUGAACAAUCUACACUUCUGGAUGGUGUGGUGUUUGUAUUGUCCGGGUUUGUUAACCCUGAGCGUGCUACAUUGCGGUCCCAGGCUUUAGAAAUGGGAGCGGAGUAUCGACCAGACUGGACCUCAGAUUGCACUCUCUUGGUUUGUGCAUAUUCAAAUACUCCAAAGUUCCGACAAGUUGAGACGGAUUGUGGAACCAUUGUUAAGAAGGAAUGGAUACUAGAGUGUUACAGCCAAAAGAAGCUAGUUGAGAUUGAUAGUUAUCUUAUGCAUGCUGGGAAACCUUGGCGGAUAUCCAAUACUUCUCACGAAAGAGGCAGUGAUCAAAAGGCAUCCCCACCUAGAAAAUCUGAGAAACAGGUCAAAAGUGGGUUGCAUUCAAAGCCAACUGCUUCUGCAUCCUACAAGGUUAGAGCAUCUAAUCCCACUAAAGAGUGCUUCUCUCCUUCUAAAGUGAAGGAGUGGGUUAUUGACGAUUUGAAUAGAACCAUCUCAUGGCUGGAGAGUCAAGAGGAAAAGCCAGAGCCAAGUGAGAUUAAACAAGUAGCUGCAGAAGGCAUCUUAAUUUGCUUACAAGAUGCCAUAGAUUUCCUUGAACAAAAUCAGGAUGUCCGGAAAAUAACAGAUCAGUGGAAUGUUGUCCCUCAAGCAGUUGAGGAGAUGGUAAAGCUUGUAGAUGGUGGAAAUGCUUCAUCUUCUCUUUCAAAGGAAGAUCUCUGCAGGAAGGCCAAGGCAUGUAAAGAAAUCUAUGAAGCAGAACUUAGCAGUUUAGAUGGUUCAAAGAGUAAGAAACGAAGGUUGAAGAGUGAUGAAAGUGGGAUUAGUCAAAGGACAAACGCCGUCACUGGUGAUGAUGCAGCAGAGUAUGACAGCGAUGAAACAAUUGAAAUGACGGAGGAGGAAGUUGACAUGGCGUACAAAAGUAUUGCUUCUAAAUUUUCAAAUGAUAAGUGAAUUUAAUUGUUCCUGAAGGGUUUUGUUAUCUUGUACAAUAGAUGUUUCGAUGAUCCUUCAUGAACGCUCAAAGAAAAUUUUGAGAAAUGUGUAUGAUCAACAGGCCAAAAGCGUCUUCUGUAUAGCCUCCUGGGUGUUGAAUUAUUAACAAAGACUCUAGAUACACCUUUA